GGAUCAGAUUCAAAAGGGUGUCCAGCCAGGUAGCGCCGCGCUAGAGAAAGAGCUUCCACGCCUUCCUUUCGGAGACAUACCAUCAGAGCUUCAACUUCAAGGGGCCACUUGCUUUUACCUGAGAGCAACCUCUCGCAGCAAUGGGCGGGGGCACCGUCCCUCCGGAAGACGGCCUGGGCGAGGAGCACCAGCGCACGAUUGCCUUCUUGUAUGGGGUGUGCGAUGCCGCGGCAUUCCCUAGAACAGGAGUCGACUUUAGCAAGCUGCGCGAAGACUACAGGCAGGUGGAUGAGGAACUCAAUGGGCUGCAGCACACCAAGUCGCUGGUCAGCAGCUUCGCUGAGCACAUUGAGAUCGUCCUCCAGAUGAAGCAGGCGGCCCAAAGGCAUCAGGAGCUGGAGCAGAGCACGCAGGAGCUGGUGGAGCGGUGCGACCGCCUGAGCGAGGGCCUGCGCAGCGUCGCCUCCCUUCUUCCCGCAGUGCUGCUGCAACACGCGCCGGGAGCCAGGCGCGCAAUGGACCUCGCAUGGAACCGGCUGCGCAGCCUGGGGACGCAGAUCCAGGGCACCGCCGCAGCCCACCGGGCCGUGGGGCAGGACUUACAAAGCUUGGCGGAACGCGCGCAGGCAGUCGUGAGGGAUCCCUCUAAAGCCGACAUCGGUGUCGCUGCGGCGCCAGCCAUGGGGGGCGGGGCUGGCGCGCUGGCCGUUCUCGUGCUACGAGGUGUGCUCGGCCCCUGGGCUCUUCCAGCAAGCGCGGUGGCGGGCGCUUUGGGGGCCGUGGGUGCGUCGGUGCUGUCGGAACAGACGUUACAUCCGGAAGCGCGCACUACAUUUGCUCUGCUGCAGAACAAGCUGGAGCUGAUGUCCGGGCUGGUCCGGAGCAAGGCGUCCGUUCUGGACGUCCUAGCGAGCAACCUGCAGGCCGCCGCGGGGCAGCUUAUGGCGGUGAACGACAUAGCGCUGGACGGGAGCGACGAUGCAUGCACCUUGUUGCAAGAAGGCGUCGCCGCGUGCGAGCUUUCGCUGAGGUCGGUUGAAAGCACGUGCGAAGUUUGCAAUUACACAUCCAGUGCGUUCAUGGCUGUCGUCGCCGAUUAGAUGAGAAGGCGGUGGCCAACCUUAAGAGGUUUUCUACUUGAAGCAGCUUCUAAAACUCAAAUGUACAUAUGUGGAAUACUAGAGAGGAGUCGAGCUUUCUUUGACCAACCUGCCAGCUCUAGUGAGAAACUCUGUGCGAGUCCGAGUCAGUAUGGGUACUGAUCGACAAAUUUAUAUUAGAUAGAAACUGGCAGAAAGCUUGGAAGAGAUAGUAUUGGUGACGGAGAUCCUGCUCCUCAUGUAAUAUGGAACCUAUGGCGACUUUAAUAUCACUGUCCAUCGAGGGGAUGUCAUCCAAGCGUGCGUUUUGAGCAUACGUUGUGCCCUUGUAAAAAGAAGCUGUAAGCCGGGC
Klebsormidium nitens is the source of this 1452-nucleotide messenger RNA. The record is from the annotation of a GenBank genome assembly. Lineage: Eukaryota; Viridiplantae; Streptophyta; Klebsormidiophyceae; Klebsormidiales; Klebsormidiaceae.